CUGACAGGGAGUGACAGUGAGCAGAACCUGAGACCUGGACACAAAAUGCCUAUCCUUUCUAACUUAACAGCUGUUGUUUUAUUGUUGAUUGCUCCUUGCGGAUCAUGGGCCGGAGCAAACCGCUGGGGCCCCUUCAAGGUCUGUCCCUCCUGCAAGGAUCCUACGGGGGCAGGUCGGCCCCCAAGGGACCCUGAUGUGGCUGGCAGCACGACAGUUUUGGCCCAUGGGGAGCCGUGUGGUGUGUACACCCUGAGCUGUGCCAAGGGGCUCCGCUGUGUCCCCCCACCCAGGGAACACAGCCCCCUGCAGGCUCUGUUGCAGGGAAGAGGCAUUUGCGCCAAGCACAUCAGGACUAAUCCCACCGAGAAGCCCUACCCCACAGGUCCACAUCCCCCACACUUGGGUGAGAUUGAAAAAGCACCCUGCCGCAAACUGCUCAACAGUGUUCUGAGGGGUCUUGAGCUGACCGUCUUUCAGUCUGACCGUGACAUCUACAUACCCAACUGUGACACCCGUGGCUUCUACAGGAAAAAGCAGUGCCGCUCCUCCAAGGGCAUGCAACGUGGCCACUGUUGGUGCGUGGACGAGCUCGGUGCUCCCGUGCCUUCGCGUGCCAGAGAGGAUGGCACUUUACCGUGUGACGGGGAGUGAGGGACGAGUCUGUCCCACAGCUCUGAGCCUGGAGGAGGAGGAGGAAGAGAAGCUGGAGCACAGGGAGAGGAGGGUGGCUUUAGCAUGUGCUAUACACUGCCUGGACAGGAGGUAGCAGGGAUAAACCACUUCCUAUAAGGGAAACAACACACACGCUAAUGUCCUCUCUCGCAGCAAGACACACACUCUUCUUAAAGUCAGCAACAAAAACAUCUGCCUGAAUGUUCAACAGCUGCAGCCGCGUCCUCUGCGUCGUUUCUGUGACACAUCAAUGCUCCGUGAACUGCCUCAGCAACCCAAGCAGUGUUACUCUGAAUGAUCUCUGCGUUCCCUGGCUCUUGUCCCGGCUUUUCUGCUUGAUUUUAUUUUCUUUCUUCUUUUCAAUUUAGAAUAGCUGACACUGCCUGUGUUCAUUCUGAUCUCAGUGGGCUGAAAUACUGUUACACAGGUGAUGCGUUGGAGAAACGCAUCCCUCACCGUCCUUUCUCCGCCUCUCCAAAGAUACACUGAUAUCGUCAUGACUAACUGAUUGAAAGCGUUUAUAUUCACUACUAAUUUAUUUUUGAGUAGGUAUUUCCAUUAAGUACGGCUUGAAUCCUGUAAUAUCAUCAAAUUUAAAAAAUUUGGCACAGAAAGUAAUAAACAUUUAUGUUUUGUUGGUCAUUGCAUUGUUGCAACAAUACUUCUCCGUUCCUUUUCUUCUUCUUCUUGCUUCUGAUACAGUUGGAAAGCCUGAUUGGUCACCUUCACUGCCAGGUUGAAGUUGUAAGGAUUACGUAUUUGUUGAUGGAGCAGCACAGAUUAACAUGUGGGUAGCUCCAAAAUAUGUGCCAAAUUUAAUUUAACAUGUUUCAGUUGGUAUUCACUCUUGUUCGGUUUCUUGGUUGAUUAGAUGAUUAAACUUUUCCUCGGUAACUAAGAGAAAAAACAAACACAUAUUGGCCCUUUUUGAUUUUUGAUUUUCCAUUUUCACGGUCAGGAGCCUCAGCUCUUUGAGAAAGCCGAGGUGUACGCAGCACAACAGCUGGGCUCCUCCUUAUGCUGGUCACCAGUCUCGUCACACGCUGUUUUAGGUUAACCAGCAUAGUGGUCACUCAGAACAGUGGUUUUCAAUCCUGGUGCGGGAGAACCGGUAUCCAGCAUGUUUUUGUUGUUCCUCUGCUCCAACUCAUUACAUUCAGCGAUUUAUCACCCGUGCAGCAGCUUGUUAAGCUCUGCAGAAGCCCGUUUAUCACCUGCUGAUGAAAAUCAGGUGUGUUGGAGCAGGGAAACAACAAAGACAUGCCGGUUACCGGCCUUCCAGGAACAGGACUGACCCCUUCAUAAGCUGUUUGAGAGCUGUCAAUAGGUUAUUUACCAAACACCCAGCCCUGGACCACACCUGCCAGCACGAAGCUCAGAACCAGAAGGAAUACCACUGGGAGAACGUUGCUUUGGAUUUUGACAGCUUAUGGGGGAGCUUUUGUCACACCUUUAGAAGUUUACACCUUUUAUGUCUACUCAAUUCUUACAGUUUGUACCUUAUAGUAGAAGAGACUGGUCGGGUUUUCCAACUGUGUAAGAUUUAAGACCACGAAGCUUCAACGCAAAAUUUAAACAGAAAUCAGUCAACCGAAAUGUCCUUACCUUUUGGUCUCAAGCUAAUAUAAGAAUAAAUGUCAAGAGACAGUAAGUCAUAACUCUGGAUACCUCUGUAGAUUUUGUUAGUCAUAACUAUAAUUUCAUUACUUCAUUUUUUGUACAUAUUUUGAAAUUUUGUGCUCAACUGUUUGUUUGGAAGCGGCAGACACAAAGCUCACAGCUUUCCCCCUUUUCAGAAACAAGUUGUAAGACAUAUUUUUAUACACUUCAGUAUAUUUUAUAUAUGAAUCGUUGAUUUAUUUAAUGAACUACAGUACAAUGCCAUGUAUUUUUAUAUUGUCAGCAGUUUUUUUAUUUAAAGACAGAGAUUAUUUUAUGUCAUGACAGAAAGAGGUGUUGAUGGCAACGCUCGCCACAUUCAUCAGUUCAACCACUGUACAUGUAAAGCUCAGUCCUGUUCAUGAUACAAGCUUUGUUUGUGUUUAUUUUGGGGGGUGAGUUGAGAAUGUUCAAGUUACGCCUGGAUUUUACUUUGAUAUAUCGAGUCAACUUGGAUUUCAGAACAGGAAACGGAUCGGAUUUGUUAUUUGUUGAUGUCUCUCCUAUGUCCUUGCGGAAGUCUUGAAUUUGUGUGCAACUAAAUAGAAUUAAUCUAUUUCUGACCAAUCUUGUUGUGCCAGUGUGUGUGUGCCGUGGUGAUAGGUCUGUGCACAAAGGACCUGUAAGACGUUUGCAAAUACAAAAUAAACUAUAAUAUAGUAAUAAAAACUGAGAAGAAUAAAACAUAUAUUAAUAUAAUAUAUUUUGUUGAGUGGGUUUCAUUUGAGUCAGAAGAUGAGUGCUGAGUCAUGAUGAUGCCAUUAAAAAGACAUUUGAACAGAACCUGGAAGCUGAAGCCAGAACUAGCAAGC
This is a messenger RNA of Nothobranchius furzeri (turquoise killifish), 3143 nucleotides long. RefSeq names its product insulin-like growth factor-binding protein 6. Gene Ontology annotation, biological process: regulation of insulin-like growth factor receptor signaling pathway. NCBI's taxonomy places the organism in Eukaryota, Metazoa, Chordata, Actinopteri, Cyprinodontiformes, Nothobranchiidae. Gene Ontology annotation, cellular component: extracellular region. The record is from RefSeq and is a predicted model, not a curated record. Gene Ontology annotation, molecular function: insulin-like growth factor I binding; insulin-like growth factor II binding.